UCUGGCAACCCGUGCUGAUAUCCAGGGACGCUAACUUGCCUUGUUCAACGCAUCUGUGCUCUCCCAUCCGACUUUGGGAUCUGUACUCUCAAAAUCAGUCUACUUCGCCGAUCUUGGAGGUUCUAGUCCCCAUCUUUUUCAUUACUGUGGCAUGAAUCAAAGGCACGAGAGAUGGGAGAUGGUCGUCAGCGGAUAAUGCAAAGAUCCGUCGACCUCAUAAAAGGACUCUGCACUUAUAACUAAUCGCCUCAACAUGCUGUCCUCUGUAUUUGCACCUCUUCUCGUCGCUCUUCUUUCCUCUGGGUCAGCACACGCGUGGUUCCGUGUUGCUUGCACUACUCCAUUGGUGCAAGAACGUGUGGAUCCUAUUGUUUCACCCGGAAUCAUCCCUUCUAAUCAUGUACACACGGUGCACGGAGCGAACAACUUUGCUCCUAACAAUACAUACGACACUCUCCGUGCCUCUUCGUGCACGUCCUGUGAAGUGACCCAGGAUCUCUCCAAUUACUGGUUCCCCAAGUUGUACUUCAAGGACCCCACCAACGGGACGUUCGAAGAAGUUUCCAACGGAGGUCUUUUGGUCUACUACCAGAACCGUGGUAACGGAGACGUCAGCAAUGGCGGACCUGGCCUCAAGGCAUUCCCUCCUGGCUUCAGGAUGAUCAGUGGUGACCCCACGCUGAGGACCAAAAAAUACCCUGAAGGCCAAGGAUCUCAAGCAGAACUUGCCGAGCGGGCCAUCCAGUGGUCAUGCUUGCGCUACGACACUGCCAACUCCACCGGCUACGACGGCCACGGUUUCCCUUACACAGAUUGUGAGGCUGGCUUCAACGCUCGCAUCCACAUGCCUGCAUGCUGGGAUGGUGUCAACCUCGACUCUGCUGACCACCAAUCUCACAUGGCCUUCCUGUCCGGGCUGGACAACGGUGUCUGUCCCAGCGACCAUCCCGUUUACAUGAUGAAACUCUUCUACGAGGUGACCUGGGACGUGCACUCCUUCGCCAGCCGUUGGGAUAACUCGACAGGCUGGCCCUUCGUCUACGCUACUGGCGACCCCACUGGAUACUCGUGGCACGGUGACUUCUUCAACGGUUGGGAUCAGACUGCUCUCCAAAACGCCAUCGAUAAUUGCAACAACCCCAACGACCAAACUGGAAGCGGUGUCACCGAGGCUUGUUCCUACCUAACCGUCCAGAGUGCUUCCAUCGCUGGCGCUUGCAAAGUUAGCCCCGUCGUCAACGAGCCAAUUAAUGGAGCCCCUCUUGCCAAGCUCCCAGGAUGCAACCCAAUCCAGCCGGGCCCUGGUGAUGCUACUCUCUACUCCGAUAGCAACUGCCCUGCGUCCUAAGUU
Messenger RNA from Serpula lacrymans var. lacrymans S7.9, 1351 nucleotides. RefSeq lists its product as uncharacterized. The record is from RefSeq and is a predicted model, not a curated record. The coding region runs from base 254 to 1348 and encodes 364 amino acids. The transcript is spliced from 12 exons. Lineage: Eukaryota; Fungi; Basidiomycota; Agaricomycetes; Boletales; Serpulaceae.